AUGGCCAGAGGGAGAGUAUACGUUCCUUCCUUGGACAGCCCGUCCAAGCAGCUCAUUCACGACCUGGCACGCGAUCUGGAGAAUGUGAAGCUCUUCAACGCAGAGCUGAAGAAAGUCCAUGCAUAUGAGCGCAAGGCAUUCUAUGACAAUCUUGAUCGGAUCGACCGAGAGCGCGAAGCCCUUCACACAGCUGCCCUCGACGAAGCAGCAGCCUUCCAUGACCGAGUGCGCGAGGAGGCCGAGGCUACGCUGAGAGAACACAAUCGUGCCGAAGAGGAGGAACGUGCUCGGAAAGAGGAGGCAACUCGCAAGGAAAGAGAGCGCAUUGAGCGUGAGAAGCGUGAGCGAGCAGAGAAACUCCGACGUGAGCAAGAAGAAGCUGCCCGCAUCGAGGCCGAGCGCGAGGCUGAGCGCAAGGCUAAGGAGGAGGCUGCAAAGAAGGCCGCAGAAGAAGCCGAGCAGGCACGAAAGGCUGCCCAGGAAGAGAGAGAACGCCAGGAGCGCCAAGAGCGUGAACGGGUGGAGGCAGCUCAACGCAAAAAAGAAGAGGAUGCCAGAAAGGCUCAGCAGGCGGCUGAGCAAAAAGCGCAAACUCAGCAACAGCAGAAGAUCGGCGCUGGCAGUCUUUCGCCGGAGGAAGUGCGCAUUCAUGAUCGUUAUGUCGAGCUUCAUAAGACUCUCAAGCAGAUGCGAGAGUGGCUGCGCGGCGUUGGUAAGGACAACCCGCCUGUCAAGCAAGCAAUGGGUGACAUGCGCCGCUCCAUCAAAAAGUGUGUUGGUCAGCUACGAGAUGGCAAGGGCGUCAACAAGGCUCAGGAGAUAUCCCAGGAAGAACACAAAGUGCCGGCCAUGUUAAUCUACGGUCUCAACAUCUUCUCCAAGGCUUUGAUCUCGGCCCUGAUCACCGAAGCAUCCAUCAACCCAGCCCACGCCGAGCCGAUCGGCAUUGUUGCCGCCCAAAUAUUCUCUAUGGAAGCAUUCAUGUUCAAGGGCAUUCCUAUGGGCGACAUCCUCUUGGCAAAGUAUCAUGUGAUAUGCCCCGCGCUCUGGGGGUUCACAGGCAACGAUAAGACGGAAUCCGGCCGCCGCGCACUUGGAUGGUGGCGCGAGGAUGCCGGUGGCCCAUUCGUGAGCGAACAGGCACACAUGGAUCGAAUGACGGCCCUGGGCGCCGGCUUUUCGGCCCUCACGCUGCGCAAUUUCGGCAAGACGCAACGUCGCAAUCCGUUCCCCAACACCAUGUUUUGGACAUCUUUACAAAGGAUUCUUUCUAUUCCCCCUGCGGAAAUGCAGGACACUCAGAUCUCGCUUCUCCACGCCAUGCUUCGUGGGUCAAGUGAGCGAAUCUUGGAUUUCUUUGGUCACAUUGGGCUGGCCCUCAUGCGCAUGGCUAUUAUUGACUUGCCUGCGGCUUUGCCGCGGCAGACGAUGACUGUGAAUCAGUUGAAGCUUCUCAAGGAGACGUACGCCCGAGACAGAAAUGUUCUUCUGUGA
This is a messenger RNA of Penicillium canariense, 1494 nucleotides long. RefSeq names its product putative RNA export mediator Gle1. The transcript is spliced from 2 exons. Bases 1 to 1494 code for a protein of 497 amino acids. Lineage: Eukaryota; Fungi; Ascomycota; Eurotiomycetes; Eurotiales; Aspergillaceae. Gene Ontology annotation, molecular function: phospholipid binding; translation initiation factor binding; inositol hexakisphosphate binding. The record is from RefSeq and is a predicted model, not a curated record. Gene Ontology annotation, cellular component: cytoplasm; nuclear pore cytoplasmic filaments; nuclear pore. Gene Ontology annotation, biological process: regulation of translational initiation; poly(A)+ mRNA export from nucleus; regulation of translational termination.